AUGGGGAUUUUAAGGUGUGCUUGCUGCCUAGCUGUGGGAAGUGUGCCAACUGCGGCCUACGUCGAGGGUGCCACCAGCUCAUCGCUCCUGGGCGCAUUAUUCCGCCCUCUGGACGCUUUGAACCUCCAAUCUGCUCUGGGCCCAUCCCCGAGCCUAUUGAGAGGAGAUCGGCCACCAGCAGUUGCUGAGCCGCGGCCGUUUCUCCCCAUGCAGGGAGAUAUGUCUCUGCUGGACUCCGCCAACACAUUGGAGCUUCUCACCAGCCUUAGACAGCCCCGUCAGCCACUGACGGAGUAUUUGCAAUGGAGAACUACGGGAUUUUCAAGCAGGAAAUUUACGAUUGUGUCGGCCCUCUUCGGAGACGAAGCGGCCGACCAACGGCUCAAGGACGCAUUUGGGCCGCCAGGGACCACGCAUGUGGAGCAAAAGGAAGAAGUCUCCAUGCGUGACGCCAAAAGGCGUCCACACACAUCCGACCCCCGGCUUCUCAGUGUAAAUGAGGCGUUGGGCCUCCACGGUUUUCCUCCUUUGCCCUACUUACCGCCGUUUCUCAAAAGUGGUGCAAAUGCGGUAAAUGGCACCGACCCCAUUGAGCAGCUGCUCGAACGCAUCAACAGUGGCCACGGCCUUCCCGAGACCGUAAUCAACGAAUACUCGUCGGCAGAGUACAAUUCCAUCCGCCCCUCCUGGCACCUGCCUUCAACAACCAACCCGUCUCCGAACAAAGGCCUUGCCAACAGUCCAUGGCCAAUUCCCCACAGAAAUAGUUCGGCCCAAGGCAGCACGACGCUCCCGGGGCCAGACGGGACCCGCCGUCUGAGCCACAACUUUUUGAACCGGGCGAUGGUAACCUCGAAUCCAAUCACUCUCUUUUACACCGCAGACGAGAAGUACCUCUGGGGAAGCAGUUGGACCACUAUCUUUAAAGUUGCACGGACCAAAACCUCCUUGGCUGUUGUGGACUUCGUGCGGAAGAGAGUAGAAACCAUCAUGGAGGACAAGUUUCACGGGGCUUAUGCGCUCCUCACGCAAGAGAACGUGUUCGUCGUUUCGACAGGGAAACGGUUGGAGGCCUACUACGACUUGCCCAACUCCAAUGGGGAUCGUAUUAUGAUGCACCCUGAGACCUUCACCCUUCAAGCAGGCCUUCAGAACCUUCAAGCGGAGGCGCCACGUCCUCAGGAAGUCUUCCGCGCCCUGUGCAUGACCCAUGAUGGCCACAUUGCUUGGGUCACUGACGUAGGCCGCCUGGGUAUAUUGAGCCGUGACGUGAGGAAUGGCGGCUUUCGCAAGGCUCUUGCCAGCCUGAUGUUAGGAGCUGCAAAGCGUGAGGGGUCCCCGGCUAAGACGGACAAAACUUUAACUCCAGACGGCGUUUCAGGUCCACCAAACGGCUCAUUCAGUGCUCCUGAGGAUAUUGAAGUGUCAAACAACAUUGCUUGCGAUGACCAAGGCGGAAUUUAUGUUGUGUCUUCCAAGUACAUGCACAAGGCCGAAUGGGACGGGGAAAAGCUUACUGUGAUUUGGGAAGAGCCCUACGAUCUUGAGCCAGGUCUAGGGGGAACUGCCCCCGUGCGCCUUGGCGAGGGUUCGGGAAGCACUCCCACUCUUAUGGGCACUGCCAGUCGCCGCUAUGUUGUCAUUACAGACAGCGCAAAGCUCAUGAACCUCGUAGUUAUGGACGCACGGACGGGGAAGGUGGAGGCCCGGCACCCCAUUACAUUUGGUGAUCCGACUGCAAAGGAGACGACGAGCGAACAGUCUGUUUUAGUACAUGGCUGGCGUAUGGCAGUUGUAAAUAAUCAGCCAACAGAAGAAACAAGAGUGUCUACCAAUUUCUUACACUACCUGGGGAGCCCCACGACCUUUCUUGCAGGACUCAGUUCUUCAGGCAGCGCCUUGUCGCGGCUGAACGACACCGUUGCAGCGGCCUUCCCCGUCAUCGUAGGGGACGCGCCCAAGGGCGUUGAGCAAUUCGAGUACGACCCUGACACCAAGAAGAUCCGCUCCGUUUGGGUGAACAAGGACGUUUCUAUCCCCAACGGCAUCCCCUCAAUGAGCGCAAAGUCGCAACUCAUGUACGGCGUAGGAAAACGAUGUCCUCUUGGAGGCGAGGCCGCGCCGUUGAGAGGCAUGUGGACCCUCGAGGCCCUCGACUGGUGGACAGGGGUCAGCAAAUUCCACUACAACAUAGGAGUGGGUCCGAUGAGUAAUUCGGUAUAUGCUGCCACGCAGAUUGGGCCCAACGAAAUCAUAACUGGAACAGCCGGAGGAAUAGUCAGGAUAAGGGAAGCACUAUAG
Molecule: messenger RNA, 2301 nt
Organism: Eimeria acervulina
Lineage: Eukaryota; Apicomplexa; Conoidasida; Eucoccidiorida; Eimeriidae
Exons: 5
Coding region: 1-2301 (766 amino acids)
Source: RefSeq, a predicted model, not a curated record